Gekko japonicus is the source of this 3199-nucleotide messenger RNA. It is a transcript of the gene SCUBE2, whose product is annotated as signal peptide, CUB domain, EGF-like 2. The record is from RefSeq and is a predicted model, not a curated record. Gene Ontology annotation, molecular function: calcium ion binding. Bases 13 to 2919 code for a protein of 968 amino acids. Gene Ontology annotation, cellular component: cell surface. Gene Ontology annotation, biological process: signal transduction. The transcript has 22 exons. NCBI's taxonomy places the organism in Eukaryota, Metazoa, Chordata, Lepidosauria, Squamata, Gekkonidae.
GCCAGCCGAUCGAUGGGGUCCGGCCGCUGCUGUUCCGUGGCCGAGGCGCUCUUGCUGCUGCUGCUGCUGCUGCUGUCGCCGCCGCUCCUGCUGUCCGCCUUUUCUCCCCGGGGCCAGCUUCGCGCCGCCGGGCUCCUGUUCCCCGAUGUGGACGAGUGUGCCCAAGGGCUCGAUGACUGUCACCCGGAUGCAAUUUGUCAAAAUACACCAAAGCUAUACAAGUGCACCUGUAAGCCAGGUUACAGUGGAGAAGGAAAGAUAUGUGAAGACAUUGAUGAAUGUGAUAAUGACUUCAAUGGAGGCUGCGUGCACGAAUGUUUCAACAUUCCAGGCAAUUAUCGCUGUAUGUGUUAUGAUGGCUUCAUGUUGGCUCAGGAUGGCCAUAAUUGUCUUGAUACAGACGAGUGCUUGUUGAACAAUGGAGGCUGCCAGCAUGUUUGUGUCAACACAGUGGGGAGCUAUGAGUGUCGUUGCAAUGAUGGAUUCUUCCUCAGUGAUAACCAGCACACCUGCAUUCACCGUUCAGAAGAAGGCAUGAGCUGCAUGAAUAAAGAUCAUGGCUGUGCCCAUAUUUGCAAAGAAGCGCCGAAAGGAGGAGUGGCCUGUGAAUGCAGACCUGGAUUUGAACUAGCCAGGAACCAGAGAGACUGCAUUUUGACGUGCAACCACGGAAAUGGUGGCUGUCAGCAUACAUGUGAGGACGCUGAGGAUGGGCCUGUCUGUGGAUGUCACCCAGAAUACACUGUGCAUUCCAAUGGAAGAACCUGCCUUGAGAGAGAUGAGGCUUCAACUGAGAUAGUGGAAAACAAUGCCACAGCAGGAGCUGAUGUAGACAAGCGGGUGAAGCGGCGACUGCUCAUGGAAACAUGUGCCGUCAAUAACGGUGGCUGUGAUCGCACUUGUAAGGAUACCUCAACAGGUGUUCACUGCAGCUGUCCUGUUGGAUUUACUCUUCAGUUUGAUGGGAAAACUUGCAAAGAUAUUGAUGAAUGUCAGACCAGCAAUGGUGGAUGUGAUCACUUUUGUAGAAACACAGUUGGUAGUUUUGAUUGCAGCUGCAAAAAAGGCUUUAAAUUAUUAACAGAUGAAAAGUCUUGCCAAGACAUUGACGAAUGUUCAUUUGAAAGAACAUGUGACCAUAUAUGCAUCAAUCAUCCAGGCACUUUUGAGUGUACGUGCAACAAAGGGUACACUCUCUACGGCCUCACACAUUGUGGAGAUAUUAAUGAGUGUAGCAUCAACAAUGGAGGUUGCCAGCAUACCUGCAUGAACACUUUGGGGGAUUAUGAAUGCCACUGUAAUGCAGGCUACAAGUUACAUUGGAACAAAAAGGACUGUGUUGAAAGGUUCUUGCCAGAUGUCAUUUCACCCCAGAUAUCUCUGCGUUGCACUAAGACUGGUGGAAGUGAUAGGUGCUUUUUAAUCUGCCCCUCAGACGUCCACUUUAUCUCAGGCCUGGAAGAUUCCUACACUAUAAAAUGCGGCAGACCUUCUCCAUUUAAGAAAAAAACCCAUAAUACAAAUGAGUCGGCAGUUUUAGAUCUUUCCAUAAUCAGGACAAGUUUAACCUUUAAGCUUAAUGAAGGAAAAUGUAACUUGAGAAAGAGUAAGACGUUGCGAGAUGCUCUGCAUCAUGUAAUGCAAGAGAAACAUAAUUCAGUAAUGGAGACCUUCUACUAUGUAAAGCUAACAUGCGUUUCUGGCAAGAGAGUUCUUGGAGACCUCAGCAGAUUGAAGGCAGCUAGAGAAAUGUUUAUAUCUGCGGACUUUGAACUUGAAACAAACCAAAAGGAGGUGACAGAGACAUGUAAUUUGAAUUGUGUACGUAAAAGGACUGAGAAGAGGCUGCGUAAAGCAAUUAGAACUUUGCGGAAAGUGAUCAACAAAGAGCAAUUGCACAUUCGCCUGGCUGGUAUGGAUCAUGACGUGGCCAGAAAAUCUCCCAGAGUACUGGAUGCUCAAGAGCUGUGUAGCCUAGGUCAAAGGCAUGUGGAUAACAGAUGUGGACAGUGCUCACCUGGUGAGUAUUCUCCUGAUGGAUUCAAGCCCUGCCUUCUGUGUCCUCCUGGAACGUAUCAGCCAGAGCCAGGACGGACAUCUUGCUUCACCUGUGGAGGAGGCCUAAUGACAAAAUAUACCAGUGCAACAGUGUUUCAGGACUGUGAAACAAAAGUGCAGUGCUCACCCGGUCACUUCUACAACACUACCACUCACCGAUGCAUCCGCUGCCCAGUUGGAACAUACCAACCUGAGUUUGGACAACAUUACUGCAUUGCAUGUCCUGGGAAUACCACCACUGAUUAUGAUGGCUCAACAAACGUAACACAGUGCAAAGACAGGCACUGUGGUGGCGAGCUUGGAGAAUUUACCGGAUACAUUGAAUCCCCAAACUAUCCUGGAAAUUACCCUGCAAAUACUGAGUGUACCUGGAUGAUAAAUCCACCUCCAAAACGGCGCAUCCUGAUUGUGGUCCCGGAAAUAUUUUUGCCAAUAGAAGAUGAAUGUGGGGACUACCUUGUGAUGAGAAAAAGCUCUUCCUCGAAUUCUGUGACCACGUACGAAACCUGCCAAACCUACGAACGCCCAAUAGCUUUCACUUCCAGGUCUAAAAGGCUGUGGAUCCAGUUCAAAUCAAAUGAAGGAAAUAGUGCUAAAGGAUUCCAGGUCCCUUAUGUAACAUAUGAUGAGGACUAUCAGGAACUAAUAGAAGACAUAGUCCGGGAUGGUAGACUGUAUGCAUCAGAAAAUCAUCAAGAGAUCCUUAAGGAUAAGAAACUGAUAAAGGCGUUGUUUGAUGUUUUGGCACAUCCACAGAACUACUUCAAGUACACAGCGCAAGAGUCCAGGGAGAUGUUUCCAAGGUCUUUUAUUCGGCUUCUGCGUUCUAAAGUCUCCAGGUUUUUGAGACCUUACAAAUAAUGGACUCCAUAUUUCUAAAACUUCCCAACUGUACAGCAGGAAAUUGUGAUUUUCUCUAUUAUAGGGAAGUCUUCAGGAAGCUGAUAGUCAAUUGUAUACAGUGUGUACAUUUUUAAAUUAAAAAUAUAAUUAUUUCAUUUCCAGGUGUUUUCUUCCAGUCACCACAUGAUCUGCUGCUUGAAUAUAUAUAUUAGACAAGGCUGGACAGUUUUUGUCUCCAGUAAAAUUGUGCUAGAUGCAACUGCACAAACUUGCUGUGUUGCUUCGCCAGCAACAUUAA